Messenger RNA from Fraxinus pennsylvanica, 546 nucleotides. The record is from the annotation of a GenBank genome assembly. Lineage: Eukaryota; Viridiplantae; Streptophyta; Magnoliopsida; Lamiales; Oleaceae.
AUGAAUGGGAGUCAGGGGACGGUGCACCCAGUGGAGGCGCCGCCGCUGCAGACGGAGAGGGCGAACGUGCCACUGCCGUGGAACAGGAUGAAGGACCUCCAGGGCAUGCCAGGGACUUUAGGAGGCCUCUUCUUGCGAUUCUCUCAGAUGUUAUUCGCGGUGGUUGCGCUCUCGGUCAUGGCCACCACCAGUGACUUUCCCUCUGUCACUGCCUUCUGCUAUCUUGUUGCUGCUGCUGGUUUGCAGAGCAUGUGGAGCCUUGUCCUAGCAAUUGUUGACAUAUAUGCUCUUCUUGUAGGACGUCGCCUGCAGAACUAUCAAGUUGUCAGUUUAUUUGCUAUUGGUGAUGGGGUUAUUUCUACCCUUACAUUUGCUGCAGCCUGUGCAUCUGCUGGGAUCACCGUUCUCAUCGGCAAUGAUCUCGGUGCAUGUGAUAGGAAUCAUUGCACAGAGUUUGAGACUGCUACAGCUAUGGCCUUUCUUAGCUGGUUUUGUGCAUUACCGUCGUUUCUGUUAAAUUAUUGGUCUUUGGCAUCCCGACGAUGA